AUGGGGGAGCCAGAGCGCAAGUCUAUCGACGAGGAGAGCGGCGGCGAGAAGUCCGUGGAGAAGCACGAUGACUCGCAGUACCCUCCCACGAAGAAAGUGAUUCCGAUAAUGAUAGCGUUGUACCUGGUGGUAUUUCUCAUAGCCCUGGACCGAACAAUCAUCGCCACAGCCAUCCCAAGGAUUACAGAUCAGUUCCAUUCCAUCGAUGAUAUCGGCUGGUAUGGCAGCAGUUACCUGCUCACCGGGUGCUCAUUCAUGCUGCUAUUUGGCAAGAUUUACUCUCUUUAUUCGCCAAAAUGGGUCUAUCUAGCCGCAAUCGUCAUCUUCGAGAUCGGGUCUGCCGUGUGCGGAGCGGCCCCUAACUCGACUGCUUUCAUCAUCGGACGUGCCAUCGCAGGUCUUGGUUCAGCCGGCGCCUUCUCGGGAACAGUGAUCAUCAUCGUCCACGCCGUACCUCUCCGCAAACGCCCUGCAUACACUGGUAUGAUGGGUGGGAUGUUUGGAAUCGCCUCCGUCGCUGGUCCCUUACUUGGUGGCCUAUUCACGGAUAAAGUCUCUUGGAGAUGGUGCUUCUAUAUCAACCUACCCAUCGGAGCUGUUACCUUGCUCAUCGUCACAUUUCUCCUUCACGUCAAUAUUCCUGGAAAGAGCGUCAAGGGCUUGACAGUGUACCAGCAGUUCCUCAAACUCGACCCCCUGGGCACCCUAUGCUUCAUGCCAAGCGUCAUCUGCCUGCUCCUCGCGCUGCAGUGGGGAGGCACCACGUAUUCUUGGGGAAAUGGGAGAAUAAUCGGCCUAUUUGUUGUCUUUGCCAUCCUUUUGAUCGCCUUCAUUAUAAUUCAGAUCUGGCGCAAGGAGGAUGCCACUGUCCCACCCCGCAUAUUCGUCCAACGGAGUGUCCUUUCGGCUUUCUGGUUCACGAUAUGUAUCGGGUCCUCGAUGAUGACAAUAAUCUACUAUCUUCCCCUCUGGUUCCAGGCUAUCAAAGGUGUGAGUGCUGUUAAAUCUGGAAUCAUGAACCUCCCCAUGAUCUUAUCCCUCGUCAUAGGGGUUAUUAUGAGUGGAGGCUUGGUGACGGCGAUUGGCUAUUAUGCCCCCUUCAUGAUCGCUUGCUGUAUUCUCUCGUCCGUGGGUGCCGGCCUCCUGACAACCUUCAUGCCAGACACUGGCCACGCCAAAUGGAUCGGCUACCAAGUUAUCUACGGCCUCGGGCUGGGGAUGGGUAUGCAACAAGGGUCGGUCGCGUGUCAGACUGUGCUCUCCAAGGCUGAUGUGCCCGUCGGCUCUUCGUUGAUUUUCUUCGCCCAACAGCUUGGCGGCACCGUCUUCAUCGCCGUCGCCCAGAAUAUCUUCACCAACAAGCUUACUUCAGGACUCCAGCAUAUCCCCGGUCUCAACCCGGGCAUGCUUGCGCAAGUCGGUGCGACCACGAUCCGCGACCUGGUCAAAGACCCAGAAGUGCUCAGGGAGGUAUUGAAGGUAUAUAACGUUGCGGUGGUGAAUACGUACUACAUUGCAGUGGCAAUGUCGUGUGCUGCCAUCGUGGGUGCACUGACUAUCGAGUGGAAGAGCGUGAAGGGAGAGGAGAAGAAAUAA
Molecule: messenger RNA, 1596 nt
Organism: Arthroderma uncinatum
Lineage: Eukaryota; Fungi; Ascomycota; Eurotiomycetes; Onygenales; Arthrodermataceae
Product: major facilitator superfamily transporter
Exons: 2
Coding region: 1-1596 (531 amino acids)
Biological process (GO): transmembrane transport
Molecular function (GO): transmembrane transporter activity
Source: RefSeq, a predicted model, not a curated record